AAAGGCUCCUGUUUAUUUCAUUCUCAGCUGUGGAAGUGCGCACGGUUAAAAUGGCUGUUAACUGGAAGACGAGCUCGUUGUUUCUCGCUCUGUUUUUUGCAGUAGCUGCGGUCUGUGCCAAUGGAUCAAUUCCUGGAGCCCCGGUCGACGCAGACAUUGGAGAUGACGGGGUUAAGGAUGCGUUGAAGUUUGCGGUCACCGAAUUUAACAAAGCUAACAAUGAUGUGCACCUCUACAGGGUCUCAAAAGUCGUCAGGGUGCAGACGCAGGUUGUUGCAGGAAUCAAGUAUAUUAUGACAGUGAAGAUGGGUCGCACAUCCUGCAGAAAGGGAAAAACUGGGAACAUCGAGCUGUGUGCAUUCCAUAAUGGGCCUCAACUGGCUAAGACUUCCACCUGCACCUUUGAAGUUUGGUCCCGCCCCUGGAUUCCAGAAACUCGGCUGCUGAAAAGUACUUGCACUUAAAAAGCUCAAGUUUGAUCUUGCUGGAAUGUAAUGCUAAAGCAGUUUUUUAAAACUAACUAUAUUAACAAUUCACUUUUAAAGAACUAAACCAAAGCAGGCACUGGGAGUAUUAUAUAAUAAUGAACACUUUUUUGUAGGGUUUACUGUUGUUACUGAAACGCAUUUUCUGUUUUUAAGCUGCCUCUAAAUGUAUUUUCUAGAUACUGCUAAGCAAUACAAUUCUGUACCUUCAGUUUAAACAAAAUAAACACUUCCUAGAAA
Molecule: messenger RNA, 725 nt
Organism: Polyodon spathula (Mississippi paddlefish)
Lineage: Eukaryota; Metazoa; Chordata; Actinopteri; Acipenseriformes; Polyodontidae
Product: cystatin-like
Exons: 3
Coding region: 51-464 (137 amino acids)
Molecular function (GO): cysteine-type endopeptidase inhibitor activity
Source: RefSeq, a predicted model, not a curated record